UUGAGAACAAGCCACGCCCACUCACUCCUACCUGAAGCAGGAAGUGAACGGACCGCGACGGAGCGUGUUUGCUUUGUUUGAGGGUAAACGCUGAAUAACAGACUGAAAUAGGAGUAAGAGGAACAUAUUUCAACAUACACCAAGUUACAGGGAUUGUUUGUUGCUUAAAUGUCGGUCGAGGAUUUGUUGUUUUGGUCGCUGUCCGAGCAGCAGGUUUGUCUCGUCUAAAUGUGAGCUGAAGCUGUAACUCCUUUUGACAUGUUACCACUUCAGAAGCACCACCUGUCACACCUGCUUCUCUCAGUCCUGCUGCUCGGUGGCUGGACAGCAGACGGAGCUCAGAAUGGGUCAGAGGCGGAGGCGGCGUCCUCCAUGCGGCUGACCAGCGUCCCCUCCAGCGGGGACCUCGUGGUGAAGGAAGGAUCCAGCAUGCUGAUUGAGUGUAACGUGACCGGAGGCCACAAUGACAUCAAGUGGUACAACUCUAAAGGACGUGUGCUGGGUGAGGACACAGGUGGGAAGUGGCAGAUUCAGGAGAAUGGCGCCCUGAACAUCACUGUGGUCUCCUUCGAGGACCGCGGCCGAUACACCUGCGUCUCCUCCAAUGGCGCCGGCGGGACCAAAAACUACACCGUCACUCUGCGUGUAGCCCACACCGACAGCGGCCUGGGCCUUUACUACGUCAUCAUCUGCCUGGUGGCCUUCACCAUCACCAUGAUCCUCAACGUGGCGCGGCUCUGCAUGGUCAGCAGCCAUCUCAAGAAGACGGAGAGAGCCAUCAACGAGUUCUUCCGCACCGAGGGCACAGAGAAGCUGCAGAGGGCGUUUGAGGUCGCCAAGCGCAUUCCCAUCAUCACGUCGGCCAAGACGCUGGAGCUCGCCAAGGUCACGCAGUACAAGACCAUGGAGUUUGCCCGUCACAUGGAGGAGCUGGCACGGAGCGUUCCUCUGCCGCCGCUCAUCCUAAACUGCCGCGUGUUCGGGGAGGAUGUUGUGGAGACGGUGAACCCGGGGCCUCACACGGGGCCUCACCCUACAGAGCAGGUCGGGGCGUCGGCGUCUGGGAACAGACAAGCUAUAGGCCCGCCCUCCUCCGACAGAAAUGGAGAGGAAGAGGAGGUGUGUCAGGCGCUGCUGUCAAGCGAAAGACAAGGGAACAAUGGAGGCGCGGACAUCAAAGUGUCAGUCCACACGGUUUCUGAGAAGGUCGAGGAAAAGGACACGGAGAUGUCCUAUGAGAGCAACAUAUAACCUCAGUCUGAAUCCCAUCAGGAGAAACACAUUUUGUCAAGUGUAAGGUGUCUAACUGCAAGCGCUUAGAAAAUCAGCAGAAAAUUGUGGGGUUGGUUAUCAUUUAGAUUUUUGCGAUUCUAGUUCUGCUUAUCGAUUCUCAUUUUUAGCGAAUCCUGACUCCAUAUCUUGUCCUACUGUUUGAGUAAGAAAGGAAACCACAACACAUUCAAAGCAAAAACCAGCUUUGUUUCAAGGCGAUAAACAGUCCGUAUUGGCAGAGUGCGAUAUAAUUCUUUUUGGUUAAAAGGUAAAGUCAAGAAAAAUAUACAUAUUCUCUCUUGCCAUGUCCAAGUUGGAUUCUGGCUGUUUUCCACUUGUUUUUCCUUGGGAUGGACGUCCUGGCGUCAGCUGAUCUUUGACAUCAUGACUACAUCUACAUCAAAAUACUGCGUUCUAUACCUGCUGAGUCAUGUUCUUCCUCUUUCCUGCAUAAAACUGUUCAUGCAGUGAUUACGUCUUUUGUCAAGCUUACUGAAGUCUCACUUGUAAGCGAUUGCUCCCAUCUGCCAUAUCGUUAACACUAUACACAUGCACUGACAUAUGCCUAUCUCGUAACGUUGAAGGAAGGUCAACUUUUGCUUUCAGGAAUCAAAAGUUUCUGAACAAAUCCUCAAUUCUUAUAAAAUUGUAACUGGUACCAAAUCAAACCGGCAUCUCAAUAAACAGCCGUAGAAAAUUGUACAUGGCUCAGUGAUUCUUGUAUUCAGUGCAACCCCUUAACAUUUUUAAGAUUAUUUUUGGGGCAUUUUGCCUUUAUAGGGUGCAGUGGAGAGUUAGACAGGAAACCUGAGGGCAGAGAGAGAGAGACGCAACAAAAUGUCCUAGCUGAAUUUGAAUCGGAACGUUGCAGUUAUGCGAUAUUUGUCUUAGACCAGCAGGCCUCUGUGAUGCCACCCAGCUCACUUGUGAUUCUCUGUGAUUUCAAAUAAGGAUUAAUGAUGCCUGUAAGUUUGACCAGAGCCAAACUGCAUCGACUCAGCUCAGAAUUGUGUAUUUCCUCUUGUCUUAAAUAGCUUUUAGUUUUAGUUUUCAUGUUUGUGUAGUGCGUUGCCCUCAACUCUUUACUCUUUGGGUUUUUCUGCACACAGCUAGCGUAGCAGCAGAUAUAAGAGCUCUUUUUCCUCCUUCAGAAGACUCCAUUUGCUGCCGUUCACUUUGACAGUCGGCUUUCAAAGAACAAAAUGUGAUGAAAUAUCCACAUUUCAUUGUUUUCAUGUCAUUGCUUCCUAUCAAUCACCUGACACUCAGAGGAAGUUUAAGACUUUGAAAUAAUGCCUCAGAAACAUGUCGCUUCACAGACUUGAUUGCCAUCUCCAUGUCUCUCUAUUCGGGUCUUUGAUUGUCAGGACAUCAGUUGAUUACAGGCUGGGUUUUACUUCAGAGUGACUGUUUUAAUAAAAGAAGUAAACAUGUUAAAAAAACCAUAAUUAAAAUGUUUGAGGGGAUUUUCAAAAACGUUGCAGAGUAAACACCAAGCUUCCAGCUACUUUUACCUUUCAGAGACAGCAGAGGAACUGAAAUAUAAAUGUGAUUAUUUUUAUAUUAGAGCUCCAAAACAUUUCUGCUGUGAUGGAAAAUGUCAUAAAUAUGCAGAUAUAAUCUAUCAGAUUUUGGUGUGUGCAUGCCUGGAAAAGUCAGGGACUUUUUUUUUUUUAAUGAAGGUGAUGCAGCAGUUUUUCUCUGUGUUUAUAGUGACAUUUGUAAGUUACAUUUGUAAAGACACGCUUCACUAUUCUAAUUAUUAAGCGUGUCUUUACAAAUGUAACUUACAAAUGUCACUAUAAACACAGGAAGGUAAAUAGUGACCCGUUGGGAGCAAGUUUGUGUGUUUUGUGUAGAGGUUUAAAUGUAUAAAUAUGAAUACUCAGACUGUCCAUAUCCUGGGUUUGGUGUCGAAUAAUAUAAGCAUGUCCAUCCCUCACAAGGCUUAAAAAGUCACAUUUGACCAUGUUUUAAAUGCUUGAUAGUUUCUAUAGAAUCGUUUUGGAGCGUGUUUCAAGCUCUUGAAGUAAAAGACAAAAAGAAAGUCCUUCUCAAAAUCACACGGAAACUCUGUUGUAUCUGUUGCUAUGAGGAAGUUUUAGAACCUAAGAACAAGGUCAGAGGCCAAAAGAAAAGAGAAACCGGGACAGCAGCUUCUUUACUGUGUCUCAGAGGGAUAUGUAAGAAAAUUGUAUCAUGUAAGGUGUGCAAUUUGUGAAUCAGUUGUAGAACUUGAUAACUAUGGUCGAACAAAAAGUUUUUUGAUUAAUUGUGAUACUAUUUUGUACUUUGAAUUUUGCUAUUAUGCUGCUGCUGCGUGAAAUGGUUUCAUAGGUGUUUAAAGAGAUCCUAAAGAGGUCAUUCUCAGGUUGAAAGGGAAUGUUUUUUCAGACCACAAGAGAAAAAAAAAUCCUAUAAUUGACAGUAAUUAAAUAUAUACAAUCAAAAAUG
Molecule: messenger RNA, 3726 nt
Organism: Siniperca chuatsi (mandarin fish)
Lineage: Eukaryota; Metazoa; Chordata; Actinopteri; Centrarchiformes; Sinipercidae
Product: microfibrillar-associated protein 3-like
Exons: 3
Coding region: 259-1251 (330 amino acids)
Source: RefSeq, a predicted model, not a curated record